CCGUCUUCUCCGUAUCUCUACCAAUCUCCUGCACUACCAACAAAAGCAACAACUACAACAACAGCUCCAGUAACUAGAACCAGAAACGACGUCGGUGCUUUCUGCCCAGGCCAACACACCCCUUUUGGCGAACAUCGGAGGCAGCCGCCCACGAGCGGCAGCGGCGGCGACGCCGCAUGGACCAUGCCGUGAAAGCGACCCGCGGCCGCCCGCUGAACACGCUGCGGUUCGAGAACGACGAGCUGGAAUGUCUCUACCAGCGGUACACCCUCAAGCUGCAGCGCUUCUCGGUGCUGGGCGUGGUGGCCCUCGUCGUCGUUCUUUGCGGCGUCAUGGCGGCCUUGUCGCUGUCCUUCAAUAAUGCGCCCACCUUCCAGAACAUUUUCAACGCCAUCGUGUGCGUGCUGUUCGCAGUGAUCCUGGUCCUGCUGCAGUGCUCCGUGAUCAAGGACCACCACCUGCCGACCCUCUGCUACGGCAUCCUGCUCUUCACCGCCAGCAUCUGCGUGGUGUCGAUGCCCACCCUGGGCAGUGUCUUCCCGGUGGACACUAAGGAGGUGAUGGCCGAGGGUGUCUGGCAGAUCGUGUUCGUGGUCUUCCUGGCCUACGCGAUGAUGCCGCUGCAGAUCUGGGAGGCGGUGGCCUUCGGAAUAGCCCUGCCCUCGGUUCACAUCAGCCUGACGGUAUACAAGAUCUUCACGGACACCCUCCGGUACCUGGAGUAUAACCAGCUGAUUGCCAACAUCGUCAUCUUCAUCGGCGUGAACGUGGCCGGGCUGGUGGUCAACAUCAUGAUGGAGCGGGCCCAGCGACGCACCUUCCUCGACACCCGUAACUGCAUUGCCGCCCGGCUAGAGAUCCAGGACGAGAACGAGAAGCUGGAGCGCCUGCUCCUCUCCGUCCUGCCCCAGCACGUGGCCAUGCAGAUGAAGAACGACAUCCUCUCGCCGGUGGCCGGCCAGUUCCAUCGCAUCUAUAUCCAGAAGCACGAGAACGUGAGCAUCCUCUUUGCGGACAUCGUCGGUUUCACGGUCCUCUCCUCCCAGUGCAGCGCCCAGGAGCUGGUCCGGCUGCUCAACGAGCUCUUUGGCCGCUUCGACCAACUGGCCCAUGACAACCAUUGCUUGCGAAUUAAAAUCCUUGGUGACUGCUACUACUGCGUUUCCGGCCUGCCAGAACCUCGAAAGGAUCAUGCCAAGUGCGCCGUGGAAAUGGGACUCGAUAUGAUCGAUGCCAUUGCCACUGUGGUGGAGGCCACUGACGUCAUCCUGAACAUGCGCGUUGGCAUCCACACGGGCCGAGUGCUCUGCGGUGUUCUGGGCCUCCGGAAGUGGCAGUUCGACGUUUGGUCCAACGACGUCACCCUGGCCAACCACAUGGAGUCGGGCGGGGAGCCCGGCCGGGUGCAUGUUACGCGGGCCACCCUGGAUUCGCUCUCUGGGGAGUACGAGGUGGAGGCCGGCCACGGAGACGAGCGAUCCUCGUACCUCCGUGACCAUGGAGUGGACACUUUCUUCAUCGUGCCACCGCCACAUCGCCGCAAGCCUCUCAUGCUGAACACCUUGGGCGUCCGAUCCGCGAUUGGCAGUCGGCGGAAGCUGUCGUUUCGAAACGUGUCCAACGUGGUCAUGCAACUGCUGCACACCAUCAAGUUCUCGGAGCCAGUGCCGUUCUCGAACAUCGCCACCGGGUCCUUCCCCUCGGCGGCUGGUGCCCUGGGGGGCGGGGUCGGAGCGGUGGGCGUGGCACGCGGCAGCACCUGCGAGGCGAACGCCGGCAGUGUCCAGGUGUCGGAAAAGGGAUCCCGCAAGGAUGCGGUGAUUCGGCUGCAAAAGAUUUUGCAUGCAGCACCGCCAUCGCAUUCCAUGGCCUACGGCAGUGUCGCCGUUGGCGGUGUAGUUGGUGGUGCUGGUGGUGCAAGUGCAAAUGGAAGUGGAAGUGGAAGUGGAUGUGGUGGGGGCAGUGGUGUACAAGUGACCGUAGGCAUAAAUCCCAACUCAACAGCGAGUACGAUUAGUCGCAUACGUAGGCACGAUCACAAGACCAAUAAAUCACAGUCAAAGGUGGCGGACAAGUUCAAGAGGCCCUUCCGGAAGCGACACUCUGUGGCCGCCCAUCACCAGCCCACCAACCGGGUCAACCGCUUCCUCUCCCAGGCGAUCAAUGCCCGCUCGGUGGACUGCGACAAGUCGGAGCACGUAGACAGGGUGACGCUGCGGUUCCGGCAAAGCGACAUGGAGCGAGAGUACCACAAGGACUUCGACCUGGGCUUCACCACCGCCAUGGGCUGCUCCCUGCUGUUGCUUAUUCUGGGGGCUGCGCUCCAGGUGACUGCCCUGCCGCGGACUCUCAUCUUGUUGCUCCUGUUCCUCACCGCCUUCAUCUGGGUGAGCGCCAUCCUGAUGCUCCUCCUGGCCGUGCGGCUCAAGUGGAUCAUCUGGGACAUCUCGGAGUGCUUCACUCUGCGCAUGGCCAUCACUAUCUUCACCAUCAUUCUGAUCUACUCCGUGGGCCAGGUGAACGUGUUCACUUGCGUUUCCGACCACCCCUGUUCCGAGAACGGCACUAUUCCGGCUUGGACCAGUCGACAGGUGCCGCAGGAGCCCCCAUUCUUCUCGUACUCGAAUGACUCGCACCGGAAGUGCUCCCUGCCCCAAUACGUGUCCUUGUCGGCGGCAUUCGCCUUCCUAUCCGUGUCCGUGUUUCUGAGGCUACCAAUCAUAUUCAAGUCGCUGCUGGUGCUGGGAAUGGGCACCAUCUACGGACUGUUCAUCGAGAUGUCGCACCAGAAUAUCUUCGAGUGCUACGACAACAGGGUCAACGCUUCGAUUCCGCUUCACUUGAUCUCACUGGCCCGCAUCGCCAUCUUCAUGAUUGCCAUACUGGUGCAUGGCCGCCUGGUGGAGGGCACCGCCCGGCUGGACUUCCUCUGGCAGCUGCAGGCCUCCCAGGAGAAGAAGGAGAUGGACGUGCUGCAGGAGUCGAACAAACGGAUACUGCAUAAUUUGCUGCCCGCUCAUGUGGCUGCACAUUUCCUUGAUGCGCAAUUCCGCAACAACAUGGAACUCUACCAUCAAAGUUACGCCAAAGUGGGCGUCAUAUUCGCCAGCGUGCCCAACUUCAACGAGUUCUACACGGAGAUGGAUGGCUCGGACCAGGGCCUCGAGUGCCUCCGACUGCUCAACGAGAUCAUUGCCGACUUUGACGAGCUGCUCAAGGAGGACCGCUUCCGGGGAAUCGACAAAAUCAAGACCGUGGGCAGCACCUACAUGGCCGUCGUUGGCCUCAUUCCGGAGUACAAGAUCCAGCCCAACGAUCCCAACUCGGUGCGUCGACACAUGACUGCCUUGAUCGAAUAUGUGAAGGCGAUGCGACUCUCCCUUCAGGAAAUAAACAGUCAUUCCUACAACAACUUUAUGCUUCGUGUUGGAAUCAACAUUGGACCAGUGGUGGCCGGAGUGAUCGGAGCCCGUAAGCCGCAGUACGACAUCUGGGGUAACACGGUGAACGUGGCUAGCCGAAUGGAUUCCACCGGAGUGCCGGGGUACUCCCAAGUCACACAGGAGGUGGUAGACAGCCUGGUGGGCUCCCACUUUGAGUUUCGAUGUCGAGGGACAAUCAAGGUGAAGGGCAAAGGCGACAUGGUCACAUACUUCCUGUGCGACAGCGGCAACAAGUCGCUGAACGGGGAGGUGCGGAACGCCAUGUCCCUGCCACAGGGUCUCCAUGGACCAGACUACUACAUGAAGGCUUCGCAGUUCCCGGAGAACCGCGUCAAUACGGAGACCUACAGCAAGAAGGAGAAUGGCCACCUAUACGGAGUCCGCGGUGGUGGCGGGAGCGCUGGAGCCAUUGGAGGCGGCGAGGAGCAGCAGCUCCUGCUGCAGCACCACCAGAAGCAGUCCGAAGCCCUGCCGCUUCCUGCCUCCACACCGCCUCCGCCAGUGCAUCACCACUUGCACCAGCAGCAGCAACAGCGCCUCAACAGCAAACUGCAGAAGAACCCGAUCUUCAUUGGCAACGGCGGACUGCCCAACAUCCGGGAGAAUGGACACAAUGGCGAACAGCAACAUAUGGGAAAUGGCAACGGAAACGGAGGCGGCUUUAUGGCGACCACGAUGAACCCAACGGCUGCGGUGGCCGUUCCUCUCCAGCAACCGUGCCCCCCUCAUCCACCCCCAGUUCAGCACCAGAUCCUCCUCCAGCACCAGCACCAGCUCCAGCUCCAACUCCAGAAUCAGCACGUUCCUUCGGUAAUGUUGCGCGAGUUUAAUAUCACUGAGAACCCAACUCAAGGCGGCCGGCAUCCCCAAAUGGAGCAGCUGCCGCUGCACCACGGCAGUCUCAAUGUGGGAAUGGGCAUGGGUAUGGGAAUGGGCAUGAACACGGGUAUGAAUAUGGCAUUGGGAAUGGGAAUGGGCAUGGGUGUCGGCAGUGCCGGGGUGCAAGGCGGCGACUGCUUCAUCAUGCCGCGACGCGAUCGAGAACGUACCUAUGUGUCGCCUUAUAACCAGCAUGGUCAUCAUCCACUGCAUCACCUCCAUUUGAAUCCGACUCUGAACCCACAUCAGAACCAGAUCCAGAUCCAGAACCAGAAUCAGCACCCGGCAUCGUCUACCAACCCGGGCUAUGGCCAUUGCCGGGAGAGCGAACCGCUUUUGCAUGCCAGUAGCGUCGCGCCGGUAGCCAAGAUCAUGCCCAUGCAGCAUGCGCCAAAGUAUGAGCCACCACGUUACACUUCUCCCAACACCAUGUUGUCGCACCAGCAGCAGCUGAAUCCCGGGCAGGACCAGUUUGUGGCACAUCCGUCGCAGCGCCAGUACGCACUGUAUUCGCAGCAGCCGCCGUUGCCGCAGCUGCCGCCGAAGCCCGUUCCGAAUCCGGCGCCGGGCAUCCGGACGUACAUGAAGCCGCUGCCGAAACUGCCGCCGGAGCUGGAGGAGAACCGCGAGAUGUCCUCCACGGAUGAUCUCAGCUCUCGCCCGCAUUCCCCGUCGAUGAGCAGUUCGGACGAGAGCUACUCCAAGACCACCGAGGGUGAGGGCGAAUGCGAGGAGGACUCGCCGCGCCACCACCUGCCCCACUUGCCAGCACAUCACCGGAACGGAGGCGCCGCCGGGGGGCUGGUUAACCCGCUACAGUGGCUGUACCCCUGUGACAUUCAGGUGGACCCCACCUCCCCGGUGGUAGACAUGACUCAGCUGCACGACUUUGACCAGAGCUCCACCACCGAGAGCCAGGGCCAGCACACCACCAGCCACACAAACAGCAACACCCAGGCCAAGGGCGACAGCUGCAGCAGCUUCGACUACCAGAAAGCGCUGUCAGGAGGCGGUGGUGGUGCCGGCGGAGUGGCUUCUAACGGGCUGCCGACAGCCACCAAGUCGCCCUUUGAAAGGGAGCUCCAGCGUCUACUCAACGAAUCCUCGCGAGCCCGUUGCCUGGCGGCCACAACCACCACCACGGCCACUGGAACCACUGGCACCACUGACCACACAACAAGCAACGGCAGUCGGGAGUUGAGCUACUCGCUGAGCAACUCCAAGCUGAGCUCCACUAAUGGCCAUGUGGCCGCAGGAACCGCAGGAUCCGGGUCGGUGGUCGGAAACGGCAGCGGCGGCAGCGGCAGCAGCAACGGCAACUUGAGCGGCGGCAGUGGCACCAACUCCAACAGCGGCAACAACAACCAGAGCAGCAACCGAGACCUCCGGUCGGAACAACUGAGUCAGCAGCAUCCCACGGCGGAGCUGCCCGCAAGCAACAGCUUCGUCAUUUCCAAGCACCCGGUGGGCCUGGAGGCCAUCAAGGAGAUAACGCGCAACAAGAACCCCUCGGAGUCGAGCCAAAUGCAAACCUCGGAUACGGAAUCGUGCGAGAUCCUGCACGAGAAUCGCAAUCACUUCCAAGUGCUGACCCUGCUGGAAAUGCAAGCUGCCAAGGAGCUGCACGGAGGAACUCAUCCCCAUCCGUAUCCUCAUCCUCAUCCACAGCAACAGCAGCAGCAGAGGACACACCGCCAGAGGCCGCGAUCCAAGGAGCUCCAGUACAGCCACGACAGCCUGGACGGAGCGGGCCAUACACCGCCGCCGCAGCAGCAGCGACGCUACCACCACCACCACCACCAUCACCACCAGACGAGGCAGCAGCAACAGCGCUACAACCACAUGCAGGAGCAGGAGGAUCGUGACGACACGGAGGACAACCUGGCCGACGAGGAGUUCGAGGACGACGAGGUGGGUCGCGAUGUGCGCCAAAAGCGUGUCCAGAAGCUGGACCUCAGCCAUAAGCGGCCGGAGGCGGGUGUUGGGGCGCACCUGAAGGACGACGAGGAGGAGGACGAGGAAGAGGAGCGAGACGAGGGACACCACAAGGCGGCACCGCUAACCAACGGCAGCCAUCGCGGCCUCGAGGCGAAUGUGAUAAACGACGAGCUGAAGUAUGGGGCGACGCACAUGAACCACCAGUCCAUAGACUCCAAUCCCUUGGAGAGCCAGUCGGAGUGGUCGGACGACGAUUGCCGCGAGGAGGCCACAGGUGGCGCCGAGUCCACAGGCUACAUUACGGAUGAGCCCGGCCUGGAGAACAUAUCGCUACUGAACGAGGCUGGCCUCACCGACGCGGAGGGCGCCCUGUCAGACGUCAAUUCACUGUACAACGCUCCGGACGUGGACGACACAUCGGUGUCCAGCCGGGCCAGCUCUCGCCUGCUCAGCCUGGACUCGCUGAGCGGCCUCUACGAUUGCGACAUGGACUCCAAGCACGAGCUGGCCAUUGUCAGUGUCUCGCACAAGAUCACUAGCAAGUUUGGGCCUCCUUCCUCGCCGGCCCAGCAGUUGUCAUCGUCCUCGCAAAUGCAGCAGCAGACCCAGGCACCAUCCCAGGCACAAGGUGCAACCCAAGCCCCCAACCAAGCCCAAAACCAGACUGCGGCAAGAGUGCAGUCCGUGGAGGAGCUGGGAGAGUGAGGGGGACAAGUACUUAUGGAUAAGGAGGCGGUAAAAACUCAAACGUUGUUAUUGCCACGUGCAAAUGGUAUCUAUUAAUUAGGAAUAGAGCUACCUAGUGUAAACCUAAGCUAGACUAGGAGACAGAUAUAUAUAUAUAUUUAUGUACGAGAGAUAGAGAAGCAGCUGCUUAAAGACCUAUUCGGUAUUUGGAAUGCGGACUAGACGGAACAUGGUUUUACUGUGGCAGUAGUGAAUAUAUUCAUAUACCUAGUAUAUGCAUAACUAUCUAUAAUCUCUAAUGCAUAUGUGUAUUGUAUCUAAACACCUGUGUAAUCAUUGCUUAUAAGAGUUCCAGUAUCCCUGCGAAAUUCGAUUGAUAUUUAGCCGCAUCUCGAGACAUCCACGGCGCUUGGACCCACGACCUCCCAUGGACUUAGUUAUUUGUUAUUUAAGUACGAGUCUUUAUUUAAGUAAUCGAAUAAGAUGUGGUAGUCAGUUACCAAUGCAUGACAUGAUGUAAAUAAAGCUAAGUGUUACAAUUAUUAUUUACCCAUCUAGA
Messenger RNA from Drosophila ananassae, 7506 nucleotides. RefSeq names its product Ca(2+)/calmodulin-responsive adenylate cyclase (gene rut). Gene Ontology annotation, biological process: adenylate cyclase-activating G protein-coupled receptor signaling pathway; intracellular signal transduction; cAMP biosynthetic process. Gene Ontology annotation, cellular component: plasma membrane. The record is from RefSeq and is a predicted model, not a curated record. The coding region runs from base 177 to 6965 and encodes 2262 amino acids. The transcript is spliced from 18 exons. Gene Ontology annotation, molecular function: adenylate cyclase activity. Lineage: Eukaryota; Metazoa; Arthropoda; Insecta; Diptera; Drosophilidae.